Diospyros lotus (date-plum) is the source of this 696-nucleotide messenger RNA. RefSeq lists its product as uncharacterized. The coding region runs from base 1 to 696 and encodes 231 amino acids. The record is from RefSeq and is a predicted model, not a curated record. The transcript is spliced from 2 exons. Lineage: Eukaryota; Viridiplantae; Streptophyta; Magnoliopsida; Ericales; Ebenaceae.
AUGAAAGUCCUUUUGGGCUUACUCGACAUAUGGGAGAUUGUUGAAGAUGGCUAUGAUAAGCCACAAAACGAGACAUACGAAGCCGCACUAAUCACUAGGGCCAAGAAAGAAUUGAAGGAGCAAAGGAAAAAAUACAAGAAGUCACUUUAUAUAAUCUACCAAGGAGUUGAUGAAGGCAUGUUUGAGCUAAUUCCCUCAGCCACUACAUCCAAGGAAGCUUGGAAACUUCUCCAAAAGGCAUUCGAUGGAGUGGAAAAGGAAGAUGAUAAUGGUGGUGAUGGUGAAAGUGCAACCAGUCAAAGAGGACGUGGUCGCAAUCAUGGCCAAGGACGAGGUUGUGGACACCAGUCAAACUGGAGUUAUGAUAAAUCUAGCAUUCAAGGCUAUAACUAUAAUAAGUUUGGUCAUUAUGCCUCUGAGUGUUACUAUAAGAAAAAUGAGAAGAGAGUCAAUUAUGCUGACAAUGAAGAGAAGCAAGAUGAUGGGGUCCUACUAAUGGCUUAUAGUGGUGUGGACACCAGGACUUCAAGUGCGUGGCAUCUAGACACAGGAGCAUCUAACCACAUGUGUGGUAGAAAUGAGUUCUUUGCGGAGCUCGAUGAAGAAUUUAGUGGCACUAUCACGUUUGGUGAUUUGUCACAAAGGUUAGUCAAGGGGAAAGGAAAAAUCUUACUCCAGUUGAAGACUAGUGGUUGA